AGUCAUGAGUCACGUGCUUUCGACUUCCGUAAUGACACAAAUCCAAUAUGGCGGCUGUUCCACCACCACCUCCACCACCGCCUCCGAUUGCAGCAGAGUUCACGGCUCCCCCAGCCCCGCCACCGCCACCUAACCCUGCUCCCGACGUACCCGCAGAAUCUGUCAAUACCCAGCAAAAUUCACAAGCCGCUCCGACUUCCAACAAUGGAGAAAAACUAUGGGAAAGAGCGUGGAAUUUGGAGGAACUUCGGAAAGGAACGAGUAAAUGGACGCUGGCCGCGGAUGCAGGGCUGCUAUUGUAUCUACAACAGUUCUCGCAAAAGAUAGUGUCCCAGACACAUGAGAUUGAGAAAAAAGUUGAUGGACUGGUUGGGAGUACAAAGGGAAUUCAAUCCAAAGUACAGAACACUGUCAAUGACUUUCUGAUGCUUUCCAACACACAGUUUAUUGAAAAUAGAGUCUAUGAAGAAGAUAUAAGUAAAGAGGAAGAACAAGGGAGUGGUCCCCAAAACAACGACAAUACAAAGGAGAAACCCAAGGUCCAGCGUGAAGAGGAUGUAAUCCCACGGAUCAAAGAGGCCCUAAGGCAUGGGAUUGGAGUUAUGGAUGAUGCUUUUAUUACACUGGAGCUCAACACAGAACACGAUUCUGAUGAAGAUGACAAUGCCAAUGUGCAGACAAAGUAUAAACCAGCACCUAUCCUGGAACCAAAGGAUCCAUAUAGUCACCGGCCACUCCCUCACUUGAUUGGCACAGUGGACUUCUACAAGGAUGAGUUGGUUGGGCUGGGAGAAUCAGAGUCAGAAGAUGAGGGAGCUGAGGAAGAGGAGGAGAAGGAGAGUGAAUCAGAAAGUGAGACUGCAUCCUCAGCCUUUGGUAGUGAAGAGUCAGAGUCUGAAUCUUCAAGUGAAUCAGAGACUGAAAGCACAAAGGAGAAAAAAAUGAUUAUAAAGAAGCAGAGAAAACAGGUUUCAAGCUCAGAGGAAGAGAGUGAUGAAGGAGAUUUGUUUGGUGAAAAAAAGAAACCAAAAGACGAGAACGAGGAUGAGGAGGAAAAUAGUGAAACUGAGGAGCAACCAAGAAAGCCUGUUGGUGGCCCAAUAAAUUUUGCUGCUGAGCUGGCAUCAAAGAUAGGUGUGGCCCCACCUCCUGCCGCUGACAGCGAUGAGGAGGCGGCUGAGCCUGGAGCAUGGAGUGACGAGGAGAAAAAGCCACAGCAGCCAGAGAAGCAGCGCUCAGAGACGAACCGCAGCAGAACAGAGAGCAAGGGGAAGAAGGAGAAACACCACCAUCACAAGAAAGGGAGGUCCCGCACAAAGAGUGGUGAAAAGAAGCAUGACAAGAGCAAGAAAGUAAAUGACGAAGAAGAUCUGUUUUCCCAGCCUACAGGUGGGGAUGAUGGUUUGGUUGACACAGAUGGCAGCCCGUUUGCAAAGAAAGGUGGAUUGUUUAGCAGUGGAGGGGGUCUCUUUGAUGACGAUGAUGACAAGGAAGGUGGGCUGUUUGGGGAUGAGAAGUCUGAGAAGUCUAGCAUUAAGAAUGAGCAAGAUGAAGAGGAAGAAGAGGAGGAAGAAGAAAUCAAAGUCGUCAAGCCUCGUGCUAGAAGCACUGCAAGUGGGAAAAGAAUACCAGCUGGUGCAGUCUCCAUCUUUGGAGAUGGCUUUCUGCCCGCAUCUCCUGCCAAACAGGAUUCCAUGCCAUCCACACCGGAAGACAAGCCUGCCAGAAAGCAGACCAGUCAGGGUGGUGGCGGCCUAUUUGAUGAAGAUGAGGAUGAAGGUUUAUUUGGUUCUGGUGCAAGUCAAAAGAAACCAAGCAAUGACGUGACCCAGUCUGCUCAAAAGAAGCCACCAGUUGAUCUGUUUGGGGGAGACAAUGAGGAGGAGGAAGAUGAUCUGUUUGCAGGCAAAGCAAAGCAAGAACAAGCCCCACCCCAGAAAAAGCUGCCAGCAGGGGCAGUCCCUAUGUUUGGUGGAGUGUCGCCUUUAUCAAAGAAAGCAACACGGUCCCCAUCUGUUGAAGAAGUCAAGCCUUCCCCAGAACAGCAAACAACUAAGCCCAAAUCAGGGGGAGGAUUAUUCAGUGAUGACGAUAAGGAGGGAGGAGUAGGUGGGGGAGGACUGUUUGCUGCCCCUAAACCCAAGCAGGAGCCAAAGUCAAGGGCCAAAACAACUAUUAGCCUGUUUGAUGACGAUGAGCAGGAUGAUGAUGAUGACUUCUUUUCACCCCCACCCACCACUAAACCCGCAAGUACAAAGAAAGAAACAAAACCAGAGGUGGCCAAACAAGAGCAAAAGUCAAAGCCUGCAGCAUCAGGACUGUUCGAUGAUGAUGGAGAGGACUUGUUUGACUCCCCCGCACCCACGAGAAAAGCAUUUGACACGACACCGAAGGAAACUGGCAAGCCCAAGCCACAGAUGCCUUCCCUAUUCUCGGACGAAGAAGAUGAUGGGAUGUUUGGUGGAGAAGCGGAAGAUCUCUUUCAAGCGGGCACCCCCAAGAAACCAGAGACGAAGACAGCACCGAAAAAAGCGCCAACUUCUGAGAGUACGGCAGCGGCGAAACCUAACAAGCCAAGUCUCUUCAGUGAUGAAGAAGAAGACUUGUUUGGUGGCGGAAGCAAAUCUGAAGCCAAACCAGCCGCCCAAGAUCCUGAAACUGAAAAACCGGAGGCGGAAGUCAAGAAGCCAUGGAAGCCAGCAGGAGGAGUGUCCUUGUUUGGCGGCGUCGACAUGUUCGCAGGAAAGAAGCCCUCGUUUACAGAAAGCGAAGAUGACUCGCCUAAAGCCUCGGAGAAGCCGAAACAAGCGGCACCGGCCAAAGUCCCGGAGCAAAAGAAAACAGUAUUUGCAUCAGAUGAUGAUGACGACGAAGACGACUUCUUUGGCAAGCCUCAACCCCCGCCAUUAUCAGAAAGCCCCGCACCAACACUCUCUGCCCCUGCCUCCAUGCCAGUUCCCACUCCAGCUGUCCCCCCCGCCAAGACCAAGGCCGCUCCCAGCCUGUUUAGUGACGAUGACGAAGACCUAUUUGCCGGGAAGGAAGAUCCCCCGCCACUCGCCUCGCCACCAGAGCAGCCUAAGAGUAAAAAGCCUGCCGGAGCAGUGUCUAUGUUUGGUGGAGUCGAUCUGUUUGGUUCGAUCCCCAAAUCUUCCGCUCAGAAGCCUCUGAAAUCGGCCGCGAAAGCUGUAGAGAAACCAGCGGCAGCGACGAAAAUUAAAGAUCCUCUUGGAGGUCUGUUCGGCGAAGACGAGGAAGACAGUCUUUUCGCUGCAAAACCCAAACCACAGGCUGCAGCAUCUCCCAAACCUGUAGCCAAACCUAUCCCCGCCUCUCCACCCUCCACGGGUAAACCCUCACCUCCCCCACUAGGAGAGUCACCGGCAUCCAACACCAGUCCUCCUUUGAUAUCAGCGGCCAAAUCAGAGUCUAGCAUAGGCAAGCUACAGAAAUCAUUAGCGUUUAACCCUGCAAUGUUGCAACCUGGUGGCGCCCCUCCCCGCAAGGUCGCGGACACAGCUGCCGCAACAUUUGAUAAGCCGGCCGAGGAGAAGACACUAGAGAAUGUUGGCAAGGACCGCGCGCGAAUCCAGGUCAGGCGUCGACCCCCGACUCGUAACGCGCGCCGCUCGGCCGCCGUAGCUAGCGCCACCGAUGAGUCUCUCUUUGGUUCCCCGCUAGCCCCAGGCUCUCCACCGCCGCUCACCGCAUUGGACGACAGUUAUACCGUCACCAUUCAGGUAGAAUCGAACCCAGAUCUCCCGGAUCUUUCGCGUAAGGGUACCCGUGACUCCGACAUGAGUGAUGAGUUCUUUGGUUUCGCGAGCUCUAAGACCACGAAGGAGAAGUCUGUGAGCUCGAAUGAGCCUGAUGAAAUGUUUGCAGCGUCUUCUAAAGCCAAAUCUCCUGAUCUGUUUGGUGGGGAUGUCUUAGCGAAUGAAACGACAACAGAAAAAAAUCAGACUCAAAAGACAGACAGAGUGGAAGAUUUAUUUGGCUCUUCAAGCAAUGGAAGCGUUGCCAAAAGGGACAUGCCUGUAUCCAAGAAGAACGAUAAGACCUCUUUAUUCGAUGAUGAUUUAUUUGGUAGAGAUUCCCAGAAAUCGAUGACGAACCCACUAAAAGAUAACGAUUUAUUCGGUUCAACCACUGCACCAACAAUUAAUAGCAAAAAAAAGACGAACACUGAAGUUUCAACAGACAGUGAUUUUUUUUCUGGCAAGAAACAGAACACUUCCAAUGACAUUGAACAAGGGACUCGAUCACAACUAAAAGAUGAGGAUCUUUUUAGUUCUUCUAAGUCAGACAAUGGUAAUAAGAAAGCAACAACAAAGGACAAUGAUUUGUUAGAAAAUAUAGAGAAGAAACCUAGUGUUGCACCAAUCGAAUCGGCUAAAUCGUUAGACGAGGAUGAUUUGUUUGGAGCUGCAAGUGGGACGAAAAAGACUGUAUCCCAAGCGAAGACGCAAAAAAAGAAAGCUAAACCUGCUGGUGAUGAUGAUGACGAUGAUUUAUUUACGGUUAAGAAAGUCGAGCGGAAGCCGCGAAAAGUAAACAAGCCACUUGGUGAUGACGACUUGUUUGGUGACUCGGGCGACAUCUUUGCUGAUGUUCCCAGCAAACCAAAGGAAAAGAAGAAAAAGAAACCAGCGGCAGCAUCGGCCAGUGAAGACUCCAUUUUUGAUGAAAAACCUACCUCCGACAAGACGACUAAAAAGACUAAAGCCAAAAAAAAACCCGAGAAGAAACCGGCGAAAACCACAUCCAUAUUCGACGAGGACGCUCCAAACAUAUUCGACGAUCCACUUAACGCUACAUCUAAAUGAUAUAAUAAAGAACCUUGUGAUCUUAACCGGAAGUGAAAAAAACAAGAAAUGCCAUGUACUGAUGGACUUUCCUAUCCCGACCGGAUGUCAAGAGCAUCAAUAGAUGCCAGCAUACAGACGACCCUGUUAUUCCGACCGGAAAUAUGGAACGUACGGAAAAGUAUGUGAAGUUUAAAAGAACACUACUCUGUAAUGUCGACCGGAAGUGAAGAGCGUGAUGUAUAUACAAAGGACUCUACUUUGUCGACUGGAAGUGAAGAGCGCGUCAGAUAGUGUAAAAAAGUGGACUCUAUACUUUGUUGACCAGAAGUGAAACGCUUGAUGUAUAGAAUAAAGAGGAGGACUCUACUAGGUCGACCAAAAGUGAAAGGCACGGAAGAUGGUCGUAUCGUAGAAGGUAGGCUUUGGUUAGGUAUAGGUAAUUAUCGCGUCUUUCAUAAGGGAGAAUGACAUACAGAGUAAACUGAUACAGCCUAAGCUAAACCGCUUUCGAUACACCCAUUUUUGUUGGAUAGAGAAAUUACAGGGUGUGAAAGAAAGUGGAGGUAGCGGGUAUGUUGGGUGUUGUUUAAUAAAUAUCUCACAACUUGCGUUUUUCAGGAGAAAAGGAUCGGGAGUUAGGCUUCAAAAAUAGCGCGAGCUCCCUCUUACUUGGUGUUUUAAGCAAGGUUAUACGGUCAGGAGGGAGUACAGGCGGCCGCGUUGCAAUGGCUUAUACUGACAGGAAGGGGGGGAGGGUGGGGCUCGCCUACCUCUUAGCCACGCUACGAACAAAAUACUGACAGGAAAAGGGGGAGGGUAGGGCUCGCCUACCUCUUAGCCACGCUACGAACAAAAUACUGACAGGAAGGGGGGGGGGGGGGAGGUGGGGCUCGCCUACCUCUUAGCCACGCUACGAACAAAAUACUGACAGGAAAAGGGGGAGGGUGGGGCUCGCCUACCUCUUAGCCACGCUACGAACAAAAUACUGACAGGAAAAGGGGGAGGGUGGGGCUCGCCUACCUCUUAGCCACGCUACGAACAAAAUACUGACAGGAAGGGGGGGAGGUGGGGCUCGCCUACCUCUUAGCCACGCUACGAACAAAAUACUGACAGGAAGGGGGGGAGGGUGGGGCUCGCCUACCUCUUAACCACGCUACGAACAAAAUACUGACAGGAAGGGGGGGAGGUGGGACUCGCCUACCUCUUAGCCACGCUACGAACAAACUAUCUUGAGAAACUUUUGUUCAAUUUCUUUUCUGAGGUAAAAACUCAGGAAGCAGGAUUGAACCAAGCUUGUAUGCGGCGCUCUGGUUCCAUGUGUGAUUUCUAGUGUUUUGACCUUUCCUUAUCAAGUGCGGUUUGAAUUCGAUAAAAAAUGAUAAAAAUCGAGAGAGAAAAGUAAUUAAAAUUGCUAUAUGCAUGCACUGCGAAUCGCUGUAACAUAUCACCAAUUUGUAAAUGAUCACUCAAUGACUGUAAUAAAGUACAUUUUUAUAA
Nematostella vectensis (starlet sea anemone) is the source of this 6305-nucleotide messenger RNA. RefSeq names its product WASH complex subunit 2. The record is from RefSeq and is a predicted model, not a curated record. Lineage: Eukaryota; Metazoa; Cnidaria; Anthozoa; Actiniaria; Edwardsiidae. The transcript is spliced from 29 exons. The coding region runs from base 48 to 4826 and encodes 1592 amino acids.